AUUUACGCAAAUGCAAUCGAAGCUUUCUCCAGAUUUAUCACUGAUGGACUUGAUCUGUCCUGACCAAAGCUGUUGAAGGAGCUCAAACGAGCGAUCAUUGCCAAGAUGUACAUGGAUACACAUGAUGGUCCGUCCAGCAGCUUUCAGCCAAGAGGCAGGGGUGGCAGGAACAACAACUCGAGGGGAGGAUGGAAUAGCCAGGGGGGAAGGAACAGCAGCAGAGGAGGUGGCAGGAGCAAUUACAAUCAGUAUGACAACGUCCACCCACCUCCUCGAGGCCGAUACGACGAAGGGAGGUACAAUGAUGGUGGUAAUAGGUAUAACAAUGGGUCAGGCUUCGGAGGAAACCCUCGGGGAGGCUACAGAGGCAGCGGCAGGCAGCAACCAAGAGGAAGGGGAAGCUGGGGGAACAACAACAGAGGAGGCAGGAGUGGAGGGUACCGCACAGCCGCAGGACCGGGCGGUGGUGGGCGACUACCACAGAGACAGGCAUAUGACCAGCCACCCGACAUUGAGUUUGUUGCGGCCUUGAAAGGGCACAAGAGCACCAUCACUGCCAUGGCAUAUGACAGCAGCACAUCACAGCUGUACACUGGCUCCAAAGAUGAGACAGUGAGGCUGUGGGAUUGCAAAGCUCGAGGCAACUGCUUGAGCGUGGUGGAGGUGGGCGGCCAGGUGGACUCACUGCUGCUGGAGGGCGGCUACCUCUUUGUGGGCAUUCGCGUGCUGGGCAUGCAACCUGUGCCGGGCCUCAUAAAGGUGUACAACCUGACGACGGGAGCGCAGCACGACCUGGCAGGGCAUCAGGAGGAGGUGUUUGCAUUGGCGGCUGCCAACGGCCUGCUGCUGUCGGGGGGCAAGGACAUGUCCAUCCGCGUCUGGCAGCAUGACACCGCCUCUGGCACCUUCCAGCCCUCGGUGGUGAUCACAGCCGCUCAAGGGGGCCACCAGGCGCCGGUGCAGGCGCUGCUGCCAUUUGGCAACUGCCUGGUGUCGGCUGACUGGGCGGGCGCCAUCAAGCUGUGGGACAUGGCGUCCGGGCAGUGCAUGCAGACAAUCCAGCAGGCUCACAAGGAGCCCAUCAUGCGGCUGCUCCAAUGGGAGAAUGUUUUGAUCAGCUGCUCGCUGGACUCCUCCAUCAAGGUGUGGCAGCCCAUAGACCCGCCCACACCCGGGGCAGUCAUGGACAUCUCGCCUGUCUACGUGCAGCCGCCCGAUGAGGCCGGCAAACCAGCGGAGAACUGGGGAGGGGUGCUGGCCAUAACCGGGGCCAUGGAUGGCGGCCAGAAACCGCUGCUGCUGGCGUCCUACAACGACGAUGGCUGCGUGCGCCUUUAUGACCUGCCCACAUUUGCAGAGCGCGGCCACCUGCCGGCCAUGCGCGACGCGCGCGCUCUGGCCGCCGCCCCGGGGGACAUCCUGGCGGCCGGGGACAACAACGGCGUCGUGAAGCUCUGGCGCUGGCGGCCCGCGCCCAUGCCCCUGGCCUAG
Messenger RNA from Coccomyxa subellipsoidea C-169, 1491 nucleotides. RefSeq names its product WD40 repeat-like protein. NCBI's taxonomy places the organism in Eukaryota, Viridiplantae, Chlorophyta, Trebouxiophyceae, Coccomyxaceae. Bases 106 to 1491 code for a protein of 461 amino acids. Gene Ontology annotation, molecular function: protein binding. The transcript has 8 exons. The record is from RefSeq and is a predicted model, not a curated record.